This is a messenger RNA of Gaeumannomyces tritici R3-111a-1, 3223 nucleotides long. RefSeq names its product DNA mismatch repair protein. Gene Ontology annotation, biological process: mismatch repair. The record is from RefSeq and is a predicted model, not a curated record. NCBI's taxonomy places the organism in Eukaryota, Fungi, Ascomycota, Sordariomycetes, Magnaporthales, Magnaporthaceae. The transcript is spliced from 3 exons. Gene Ontology annotation, molecular function: ATP binding; ATP hydrolysis activity; ATP-dependent DNA damage sensor activity. Bases 273 to 3128 code for a protein of 951 amino acids. Gene Ontology annotation, cellular component: mismatch repair complex.
GCCCGGUUGCAGUUCGUAGCUUCGAUCGUGGACCGGCCAGCUUGGCGCGAUCGCCCCUUGCUUGUGCUGGAAGGGUGCAUCGUAUUGUCCCAUCGCCAGCUCUAGAGCCUGAGCCAUCGUGCAUGGUGGCACUGCUGGGACCGAGCCUCCGGAUGCGAGCCUUCUUCGAUUGCUUCACCGACUUGCGCUUGUCGAGCUCGAGCUAAAGCCCUCUAUCGCUCCCUUGGAUCACUGCCAAGCACGCCAGUCCAGAUGGACCGUCCACGGCGGCCAUGUCAAUAAAACGGUUGCCACCAGAGGUGGUGGCCCAGGUCAAGUCCUCGUCGGUCAUCACCUCGCUCAAUGGCGUGGUGCUUGGGCUUCUCCGCAACUCGCUUGAUGCCAAAGCAACCAAGGUCAACGCCUCGGUGGACUUCCGCCUCGGUAACUGCGCCCUCGAGGACAACGGCACCGGAAUCUCGUCUGCCGAGUUUAUGGACGAUGGUGGGCUGGCGAAGCCUCACUUCACCUCAAAGUAUCCUCCCAGCGAGGGGGUCUACGGACAUCAUGGCCUGUUUCUCUAUUCCGUUGCUUCCCUGUCGUUGCUCUCUAUCGCCUCGCACCAUCGCUUGCAGACUUCCCACAAUUCUUUGCUUGUCCACAACUCUCAGAUUGUGUCCCGCCAUACCCCUGCGCUUCCCAGCCAACAGGUCCUGGCCUUUCCUCAUGGCACUCGUGUGUCAGUCCGAGACCUGUUCGGCUCGAUGCCCGUUCGGGUUAAGCAGAGGGCACUCGAUGCCGAGAGGUCAGGAGCCGGCCGGGACUGGGACCAGCUCGUCCGUAUGGUAGUGGCCCUACUUCUUGCUUUCCCCGGCGAAGUGUCUGUUACCUUGCGCGAGUCCAGCUCCGCUCGCCUCCUGAACCUGAGCGCGGGAGGCCAUGAAACCGCCCCUAAAACCACUCACCUUCUCUCACGAGCCUUGCUUUGGGAUCACGCCAACUCCGCCUACUGGGUGCCGCUGGGCGCAUCUUCAUCUGGCGUCAUUGUAGACGGCUGCGUCUCUCUUGUGCCCGCACCGACCAAGAGAUUGCAAUUCAUCAGUUUCGGGAUUGAGCCCCUGGCAGAAGAUCUCGGGUCGAAUAUCAUCUUGGGAGAGGUGAACAAAGUUUUUGCAAACUCCAAGUUCGGUGCAAUUGAGGACGGUCCCAGCCAUAAGUCCGGCUAUCCAACCCCUGUCGGCACGGAGAAGGACUACACAACCAACGAACUCAGGGUCAAGAAAGGAAUUGAUCGAUGGCCUGUCUUCUUCGUUCGGAUAUCUCUCGACGCGCACGCAGCAAAUCGCACAAUGAAUCCAGACGACUUCCUAGAUGAAUAUCACAAUAGCCUCCGGAUGAUUGUGGAUCUUCUCCGGGCUAUAUCAUAUACUUUUCUCAAAAAGUACCACUUCAGCCCUGAGCGAGUCAACCUCGUAUCCCAGCCCAAGUCGCGCACUUCACCGCCUGUAGAGAGGUUUCUGUCUGGCUACAGUGGAGACUCGGACGCCUGGUCUGCCAGCGGAUGUGAAUCCAGGAAUAGCCCACCCGAUGGAAGCCUCAGAGUUUGGCGUGCACCGACCAGAACGCCAGAGAAUCCGUGCUCUGGGUACAAAAGCUUGGGGAUUGAAACGGAUAUUAUCGGACAGAACUCAGAUUCCCUGGGAGAAGAGAAGCGGGCUGGACAUGUUCCUGAAAAUCCCGAAGAUCUACGGCCAACCGUUUGCGCCCAAGACCCGCGCCAGCCAGCGAGGCCAAAAGCGGAUUCGGCCAUGCGGCAAGAGAAACCCAUUCUCGAUGACUGUGCCCCAGAGGGAACAUUCUACUGGCAUGACGCAGUGACGGGGGCACGAUCUGUAGUUGAUUCGAGGACAGGCUUCAUCUUGCCAGUCAUGCCCAAGGAGAUCCUGCAAACUUCCGAGUCCCCGAAGCACUCAAUUGGUGUUGACUCGAAGUCAGGAGGAAAGGAGCCUAGCCCGUGGCUCAAAGACAUUCUCUCUCGCUGGAACAAUCCCGUUUUCGAGAUAACUGAGCCAUCCAUACCACGCCUCCCUGAUGUAGAGGCUACUAUGGCGUCCACCACCAGUAACCACAAAGAAAGUGGGUGUUGCUCCGUAACCCUCGGCCACAGAGAAGACAAAGCAUCCUUGGCGGUGGAAAGUCGAAUCUCCAAGGCGGAUUUGAGGUACUCGGAGGUGAUCUCUCAGGUCGACGGCAAGUUUAUCCUCGUCAAGGUGCCUGUACCUGGGCCGAACAAUACGGGACAUGCGAGUGUGGACCAGGAGAGCGGAGACGCUAGCCACCAGGAAGGUAACCGGGGAACAGUCCUUAUCCUCGUCGACCAGCAUGCGGCAGAUGAAAGGUGUCGAGUGGAAGAUCUCAUGCGAGGUUAUUUCGAAGACGUUGGUAGUAGCAAAGUAGAUCCCAUAUGGAGGGCUCGCACCGAACACCUGGAUGGCGCGCUCUGGCUUGCUCUUUCCUCUCAGGACUGCGCCCUGCUGGAACGAUUUAAGUUUCACUUUGAGAGGUGGGGGAUACUAUACAGGGUUUUCGGUUCAGAUGCCACCGCUACCCUUUCGCUCACGAAGAGUCCGAUAUCCAGGAGGGCAAGGGCGGGAAUGAUUCUAGGUAGAAGUGGACACGGCGGCAAGGGUAUAUCCGUGACGAGCCUGCCUCCAGCCAUAGUUGAAAGAUGCCGGACCGAGCCCAAAAUGCUCGCCGAACUACUCCGCGCAGAGGCUUGGAGGCUCGAGGGGGACCAGGCACUAGCGCGCGCAGCGGACACGGCCCAGGGCCUCGUUGGGCUAGUGCCGGGCUGGGAAGACCAAGAUGCAUCGUGGAUAUCCAGGUUUCAUGGCUGCCCUCGAGGUAUACUGGAUUUGAUCAACUCCAGGGCCUGCAGAAGCGCCAUCAUGUUCAACGAUCCUCUUUCGCUUGGAGAUUGUCAAGCGCUGCUGGUGCGCCUCGGUGCGUGCGCUUUCCCGUUCCAGUGCGCCCAUGGGAGACCGUCCAUGGUUCCCUUGCUCGACCUUGGGCCUGAGCUGCCCCUUCAAAACAUGAGUGCCGAUUUUGGUAGUUGGGGCCAUGAAUAUCCGUCUCAAUUUGCUCUCUAGUAUAGAAUACAAGAACCAGCUUCACUAUCCGCCGACCCGAAAUGCGCCUAGGCCACAUAUUCCUUCACGAACUCUGAGAUUGGCUUUCGCGAGCG